GGGGGACCUCUCCGCUCUUCCUGCCUUCCUGUCUCUUGCAGACCCUGAAGGCUGAGGAGCCAGCGAGAUGCCCGGUCUGCUGAACCAACUCACAGGGGCAGCCCUGCCCCUCACCGCAUCCGAUGUCACCUCCUUUGUCAGUGGUUACGCCCUGGGUCUCACGGCCUCCCUCACCUAUGGCAACCUAGAAGCCCAGCCCUUCCAGGGCCUCUUUGUAUACCCACUGGAUGAGUACACCACGGUGAUCGGCUUUGAGGCGGUCAUUGCUGACCGUGUCGUGACAGUACAGAUCAAGGACAAAGCCAAGAUGGAGAGCGGCCACUUUGAUGCCACCCGAAUCCGAGCGGCAACUGUCACAGGAAAGGUGGCUUUGGACGAGGAUUUGGAGCGGACCCUGUUCGUGGUCAACCUGGGGACCAUCGCUCCUAUGGAGAACGUCACCAUCUUUGUCAGCACCUCCUCGGAGCUCCCGACACUGCCCAGCGGGGCCGUGCGGGUUCUGCUGCCUGCUGUCUGUGCCCCGAUGGUGCCCCAGUUCUGCACUGAGAGCACCAGCCUCUCCAGCCAGCAGGCCCAAGGCAAAGACAGGCAUUGCUUCGGCACUCGGACCCUGGACUCCUGGAACAAGCUGUGUCUGGCGACUCUGCUGGACACCGAGGUGUCCAACCCCAUGGAAUACGAGUUCAACUUCCAGCUGGAGAUCCGUGGGCCGUGCCUGCUUGCAGGGGUGGAGAGUCCCACCCACGAGAUCCGAGCCGACGCCGCCCCAUCCGCUCGCUCAGCCAAGAGCAUCAUUAUCACCUUGGCCAACAGGCACACCUUCGACCGGCCUGUGGAGAUCCUCAUCCACCCCAGUGAGCCCCACAUGCCACAUGUUUUGAUGGAGAAAGGGGACAUGACCCUGGGCGAGUUUGACCAGCACUUGAAGGGAAGAACGGACUUCAUUAAAGGGAUGAAGAAGGGCAGCAGUGCAGAGCGAAAGACAGAAAUCAUCCGGAAACGUCUCCACAAGGACAUCCCCCACCAUUCCGUCAUCAUGCUCAACUUCUGUCCUGACCUCCAGUCAGUCCAGCCGAACUUGAGAAAGACCCAUGGGGAGUUUAUCUUUCUCAUCGACAGGAGUGGCAGCAUGAAUGGGACCAACAUCCACAAGGUCAAGGAUGCCAUGCUGGUGGCUCUUAAGAGCCUCAUGCCAGCCUGCCUCUUCAAUGUCAUCGGGUUUGGAUCCACGUUUAAGACCCUCUUCCCUUCCAGUCAGACCUACAGUGAGGAGACCUUGGCCAUGGCCUGUGAAAACAUCCAGAGAAUGCGAGCUGACAUGGGUGGCACCAACAUCCUCUCCCCACUCAAGUGGAUCAUUCGGCAGCCAGUGCUCCAAGGCCACCCGAGGCUGCUCUUCCUGAUCACUGACGGGGCCGUCAACAAUACAGGGAAGGUGCUGGAGCUGGUGCGAAACCAUGCCUUCUCCACCAGGUGCUAUAGCUUUGGAAUCGGACCCAACGUCUGCCACAGACUGGUGAAAGGGCUGGCAACCGUGUCCAAGGGCAGUGCUGAGUUCCUGGUGGAGGGGGAGCGGCUGCAACCCAAGAUGGUCAAAUCCCUGAAGAAGGCCAUGGCCCCAGUCCUGAGUGAUGUGACUGUGGAGUGGAUCUUCCCUGAGACCACCGAGGUCCUGAUCUCACCUGUCAGCACCAGCUCUCUCUUCCCUGGAGAACGGCUAGUGGGGUAUGGCAUUGUAUGUGAUGCCUCCUUAUAUGUCUCCAAUCUCAGAACUGACAAGAGAAGACGAUACAGCAUGCUGCACUCUCAGGAGUCUGGCAGCUCUGUCUUCUACCACUCACAGGAUGAGGGCCCCAGCCCAGAUAGUGGAGACUGUGCCAAGAGCGUGGGGGCACCCUUCAAUCUGAGGCAGGACAAAGAUGCCCAGCCAUCCAGCGGAGACUCUACCACCAAUCCUGGUCUAUACCUCUCCCAGCGACGGCGAGCAUAUAGCACCAACCAGAUCACCAACCACAAGCCCUCCCCAAGGGCCCCCAUUGCCAGCGACCCCACAACGGCUGCCAGGAGAUACCCACUGCGGAAAGCCAAGCUGCAAGACCUCACCAACCAGACCAGCCUGGAUGCUCCACGGUGGCAGACUGAUUUGCAGCCCUUGCUGAACAAUGGCCAGGACCUGAGUCAGGGCCUCAGACUCCGGGGUCCAGGGGCCCGCAGGCCCUCUCUGCUGCCCCAAGGCUGCCAGCCCUUCCUGCCCUCAGGCCAGGAGACCCAGGCCUGGAGCCCCAUGAAAGAGCUGGAUCUUGGGUCCAGCUUGAAGCCUGCCUCAGACAGCCGCAGCCCUGGGGACCUGGAGCCGUCCCAUCAUCCCUCCGCCUUCGAGACGGAGACGUCCUCGGACUGGGAGCCCCUGGCUGAGUCCGAGGAGCAGGCCAGUUCCAGCAGGCCUGCCACCCCAGGCCCUGUGCUGGGCAAGGCCGUGGUCAAGGGCCUGCGCGACAGCCAGCGUUUGCAGUGGGAGGUGAGCUUCGAGCUGAGGCCUCCGGGGCCCGAGAGGGGCGGCGCGCGCGAGGCCGACCUGUGGAGCGAGACCUUCCACCACCUGGCGGCCCGCGCCAUCAUCCGCGACUUUGAGCAGCUGGCGGAGCGAGAGGACGAGAUCGAGCAAGGGUCCGGCCGCCGCUACCAGGUGAACGCCGUGCACACCAGCAAGGCCUGCAAUGUUAUCAGCAAGUACACAGCCUUUGUGCCUGUGGAUAUAAGCAAGAGCCGUUACCUGCCCACCGUGGUGAGCUACCCCAACUCCGGUGCUGCAUUGCAGAUGGCCAGCUCUCGGGUCCUGACCCGGCAGUGGAGGGGCACUUCUGCCGGUUUCAGAUGGUCCCAGACAACGCUCAGGGAAGACUCGGCAGCAGGAGAUGGCAAAUUUCAGAAUCUAAAUGUGGAGGAAAGCCCUACGGCGCCCUUCAGCGAGACCGAGACCGCAUCUCCAGGCCACGAGAAGUACGCGCCUUCUGAAGGUCCCCUGCGCAGUCUGGCCACCAAUACCUUUUCUUCCUUGAAGGCCUCAGAGACUCUCUUUGGAUCCAGGCUGAACCUCAACAAGUCCAGGCUGCUGACACGUGCAGCCAGGGGCUUCCUGGGCAAGCCACUGACCAAGGUUCCAGAGUCAGUCCCGGGGAGCCAGAGCUUCGACUACAUCCCACUGGUGUCUCUACAGCUGGCCUCUGGAGCCUUCCUGCUCAACCAAGCCUUCUGCAAGGCCAUCCACAUCCCCAUGGAGAAGCUCAAGUGGACCUCACCCUUCACCUGCCACCGAGUGUCCCUCACCACCCGCCAGCCCCCGAGCCCCCAGAUGGGCACCAGCCCCUCACCUCGGCACCUGUCCUGUGACAGCAUCUCCCUGGAGCCUCUGGCUGAGGGCAAGCCAGGCUGGGAGCCCAGGGCUGUGAUCGAGCACACGGGGAAGCUGUGGGCCACGGUGGUGGCGCUGGCGUGGCUGGAGCACAGCUCAGCCUCCUACUUCGUCGAAUGGGAGCUGGUGGCCGCCAAGGCCAGCUCGUGGCUGGAGCAGCAGGAGGUGCCCGAGGGCCACACGCGGGGCAUGCUCAAGGCUGCCGCCCGCCAGCUGUUCGUGCUUCUGCGGCACUGGGACGAGAACUUGGAGUUCAACAUGCUCUGCUAUAACCCGAAUUAUGUGUAGUGGGGGGUGGUGAGAGGGGCUGGGGCAGCGGGAAAAAGGAGGGGGCCCUGGGGGUCUGUGAGGGGUCUUGAAACUGUAGCCAAUAUAUCGGUUGUUAGAAAGAGCCCUAGAUUGGCAAUCAGGAGGCCUGAGUUCAAUGCCAACUUUUUGCUAUCACCGAACUGUGCAAUUUUAGGCCAGCCCCUGCCUCUCUCUGGGUCUCAGUUUCCCCACCUGUAAAGUACGUGGGUGAGGUUGCACUCAGCCUCUAGAACGUUCAGUUUCCUUUCUGCUCAGACAUCUGGGCAGCCGUGGGGUUUACUGCCACUGGGGGAUCAGGAGAGAGGUGCAAUUUAAGCCUGAGUUC
Messenger RNA from Vicugna pacos (alpaca), 4046 nucleotides. It is a transcript of the gene VWA5B1, whose product is annotated as von Willebrand factor A domain containing 5B1. NCBI's taxonomy places the organism in Eukaryota, Metazoa, Chordata, Mammalia, Artiodactyla, Camelidae. The record is from RefSeq and is a predicted model, not a curated record.